AUGGGGUCUCUUCCUCUCACCGGUAGCAAACCAUUCUUCACCAACCUUAGUUGGUCUUCAUCACACAUAACAAGAACAAAAACUAGAACCAUUUCUCUGAAUCAGAGAGUCAAGGUUUUCGCCUCGCAAUCACGAAAUGAAGAACAAAGAGAACCCCCUAAACUCGACAGUUACGACCUCAUGGAACUCAAGUUCGGUCAGUUAAUGGGAGAAGACCCCAAGCUCACCCUUGCCAAGAUAAUGGGAAGAAAGGCUAACCCGGAUGCUUCUUAUCUUGACAUUGAGAAAGCAUUUUAUAAGAACGGUGGUAAAGUUGUGGAAGUGGAGGAAGUACCAUUUGAGGGCUCUAAAGGAGGGAAGUCAUCAAGGAAACUGGAUGACCUUGGUUUGGUGCGUCCUGUUCCUGUUAAGGGAUUCAAUUUCAAAUCUGAUGAUAACAAACCUGCAUUGGAGAUUAAGAAACCUGUCCGGACUGAAAAUGUGGAAGGGAAUGUUAGGAAGAGUAGUGUUCCCAAUGUUAUUCUGAGGAAGCCGACCGUGUUUAAAGAUGAUGGUGAUGAGGACACGAUGACUUCAAGGUUAAGAAUGAGGCCCAAUCUGUCACUGAAAAUGCGGGAUGAGCAAGUGAAGGAUAAGUUUAGCGACAUGACACUGUUGAGGAAGCCUGAACCACCGGUUGCCAAGAAUACUGAUAUGGUCGAAGAGUCUUCAUCUAAUGUGGACCAAGGCAACGAUGACGGUGAAUUGAAGACGUGGAAUGAAGAGGUGGGUGAUGAAAUUAAUGGCUUUACAUUGUUAAAGCGGCCACACAGACCAAUCCUUGAUAAAGAAGGAGAGAAGUUUGGAGAAGUGAAGGCCAUGGUACCUAAUGAUGUAGGUGAAUUGGAGCAACAUGAGCAGAGACAGCUGGAGUUCCAUCAGACGUCAAAUGAUUUAAGUGAAUCAUCGGAUAUAAAGUCAGUUGAUUCUAAAUUUGAGUUGCCUUUGGAUGCUGCACUACAGGCAAAGGCAAGAAGAUUAGAUCAAUAUGUAAAACAAACCUCAAAUUUUGUUGAAGAGGGCAUUUCCCUUAAUCAUGGAGAUCAAACAAACAAUGAUGAUUCAGGGAAUGCUGUUGAUGUGUCAGAUUUACAGGAAAGUGAAGAUGCUGAUUGGACCAGGGCUGAAGAAUUGAUUAAGACCGGAGACAGAGAAGUUGUGGAACUAGUGAGCUGCAAUACCAAAGGUUUCCUAGUAUCUUUUGGUUCCUUGGUAGGAUUUAUGCCAUACCGUAAUCUUAGUUCCAAGUGGAAGUUCUUAGCUUUUGAGACUUGGUUAAAACAGAAGGGUUUGGAUCCAUCAAUAUACAAGCAAAAUUCCGGAACUAUUACAAGUUUUGAUACUGAAAUUAAGUAUUUUGCUCCUGAUUCUCCUCCAUUUCCGAACAUUGAUGUUGAAGAAAAAAUUUCACCAGAUAUGAAAUUGGAAGAUCUGCUAAGGAUUUAUGACCACGAGAAAAUUAGGUUCUUAUCAUCAUUUAUUGGACAGAAACUUAAAGCAAAUGUGUUAUUGGCAGACAGAAAAACAAGAAAGCUCAUACUCUCUCUAAAACGGAAAGAGAGUGAAGAAUCAGUUGAGAAGAGGAGAAAUCUCAUGGCUAGACUUCAGGUUGGGGAUAUAGUGAAAGGCUGCAUCCAGAAAAUAACUUACUUUGGAAUUUUUGUUGAGGUUGAAGGAGUUUCUGCGUUAAUUCACCAGUCUCAAUUAUCUUGGGAUGCCACUGUGAACCCAGCAUCAUAUUUUAAGAUUGGUCAGGUUCUGGAGGCAAAAGUUCACCAAUUAAACUUCGCUCUUGAGCGCAUACUUUUAUCAUUAAAGGAAGUCACGCCUGAUCCGUUAAUGAAUUCCUUAGAGGCUAUAGUUGGGGAUCAUGACCCCUUAGAUGGGAGAUUGGAAGCAGCUCAAACAGAUGUAGAGUGGCCUGAAGUGGAAUCGCUUGUUGAAGAACUGCAAAAGAUUGAGGGAGUCCAGUCUGUUUCCAAAGGCCGUUUUUUCAGAAGCCCCGGUUUAGCACCAACUUUUCAGGUUUAUAUGGCAUCUAUCUUUGAGGAUCAAUACAAGUUACUAGCUCGAUCUGGAAACAAAAUACAAGAGGUGAUAGUUCAAAGUUCUUUAGAUAAAGAAAGGAUGAAAUCAGUUGUUAUGACGUGUGCAAACAGAGUGGAAUAA
Sphenostylis stenocarpa is the source of this 2208-nucleotide messenger RNA. The record is from the annotation of a GenBank genome assembly. Lineage: Eukaryota; Viridiplantae; Streptophyta; Magnoliopsida; Fabales; Fabaceae.